This is a messenger RNA of Orcinus orca (killer whale), 8894 nucleotides long. RefSeq names its product N-acylethanolamine acid amidase (gene NAAA). Gene Ontology annotation, cellular component: lysosome. NCBI's taxonomy places the organism in Eukaryota, Metazoa, Chordata, Mammalia, Artiodactyla, Delphinidae. The transcript has 11 exons. Gene Ontology annotation, molecular function: fatty acid amide hydrolase activity. Gene Ontology annotation, biological process: fatty acid metabolic process. The coding region runs from base 194 to 1261 and encodes 355 amino acids. The record is from RefSeq and is a predicted model, not a curated record.
CGAGAAGCGCAGAUACUAGACUUGGGGAGGCGGCUCCCCUCACCAUUCCGGGCCCCGCGUGACUAGCCGGGCCAAGCGGCGCGCGGGCUCCGCCUCCAGCCCUCCCGGCUCCGCCCAGGCUCCGCCUCCUCCUCCUCGUCCUCCAGCGCUUCCCCAGGGCGCGGGCAGCGGUCCAAUUGAGGCCGACCGAGUUAUGAGAGCCGCCGGUCCGAGUGCGCGCAUGGCGCUGGCUCUGCUGCUGCUGGCCGGGGCCGGGGUGUCGGCCGCCGCCUCGUCCUCCGCCCCGCCGCUCUUCAACGUGAGCCUGGACGCGGCCCCCGAGCUGCGCUGGCUGCCAGUGCUGCAGCACUUCGACCGCGACUUCUUGCGCGCCUCUAUGGCGCGUAUCAUCGGGGAUACUGUCCCCAAGUGGGUCCUCGCAUUGAUCCGAAAGGCGGUCUGGGAGCUGGAGCUCUUCCUGCCCCAGCCCUUCACCGACGAGAUCCGCGGCCAGUGCGACGCUCUGAACUUCACCCUGGCCGACUGCAUCCUCCUUAACCUGGCCUACGAGUCCACAGCAUUCUGCACCAGUAUUGUGGCUCAGGACUCCAAAGGCAACAUUUAUCAUGGCCGGAACCUGGAUUACUCUUUUGGAAAUUUCUUACGCAAGUUGACAGUGGAUGUGCAGUUCAUAAAGAAUGGGCAGGUUGCUUUCACGGGAACCACCUUUAUUGGCUAUGUAGGAUUAUGGACCGGUCAGAGCCCACACAAGUUUACUGUUUCUGGCGACGAACGAGAUAAAGGCUCGUGGUGGGAGAAUAUGAUUGCCGCCCUUUUUCAGAGACACUCACCGGUCAGCUGGCUUAUCCGCACUACCCUGAGUGAAUCAGAAAACUUUGAAGCAGCUGUUUACGAAUUGGCCAAGACUCCCCUUAUGGCUGAUGUUUAUUACAUUGUUGGUGGCACAUUCCCCAAGGAGGGAGUGGUCAUCACAAGGAACAGAGAUGGCCCAGUAGACAUAUGGCCUCUAGAUCCUUUAAAUGGAGCGUGGUUCCGAGUGGAGACAAAUUAUGACCAUUGGAAGCCAGUGCCUAAGAGAGAUGACCGAAGAACACCUGCCAUCAAAGCUCUUAAUGCCACGGGCCAGGCAAACCUCAGCCUGGAGACACUCUUUCAGGUUUUGUCAGUGUUUCCGGUUUAUAACAACUACACAAUUUAUACUACGGUAAUGAGUGCUGCCAGCCCAGACAAGUACAUGACUAGGAUCAGAAACCCGAGUUAAAAGCAGAAGAGCGAAUUCACCUAUGCUAUGAAGGAAGAGAUAUGCGCCUAUAUCUCAGACAGGAAGGUGUUGCCUACUCUACUAUCCAGCAGGAAGAAGAAAACUUGCCGUCUGAUGACAGCCCAGCCAAUCAGACUGUAGCUGCCCAACCAAUGAGAAGCCUCCAUACUUUGGACCCCUAGCCUCCUCCAGUGAACUCUUUCAUUAUUACAGUCCAUCCCAACUCCCUCUUUUCCCUAUGAAAGCAAACUCCUCUUUCCUGUUUUCUGGAUUCGCCUGUGGUCUGCCAUAGUUUGCAUAUCCUGAAUUGUAAUUCCUGUGGCUAUUCCCAAAUAAACUUGCUUUUGCUGGCGAAACAACUGGCUCUUCUAUUACUAAAGUUGACGGAAUCUAAGCCUGUUGUUGGGUAGCUAUUGCUUUAGGGGUGGAAUCAGCUGUGUAACCUAGGGUAAUGGAUAGAUUUCUAAUCAUGUGCUCAUUGAUGUGUACUCCAAACCAGGAAAGGAGGAAAGAUCUGCCAAGGAGACAGACCCAGAGUCAUGGACCCUGUUGGGCAGUUAACAGUAGGUUCUUUGAAGUGGGUUUAAGGGGUUGGCCCAGAGAUUGGUUUCAGAUCGGAACAACUGGAUAUCCUAACGAGAAUUGUCCUCCCAUUCGCCAACUAUCCAGACAUUUAUAAGCCCAGGGAUGAUGCCCUCGUUCACAAACGAAGAUGAAACCGGAUGAGCACAGAGGACUCCAGCUGAAGUGGCGUUGUUCAGUGGUGAAUUUGUGGGAAUGGAGCUAUUGGCAUUCGUCAACCGGGGGUCAGUGAUGAUUUGAGAGCAUUUGGAGAGGAUUCCUCCAAGCCGAGAAGUCCAUUCUCUAACGUGAUGGCACAGGGUGAUUGGGUUUAAGGUGUUUUGGGGACAAAGACUAUGAAAGUAAGGGUGUGAGUGGGGUGAUUGUAGUAGCGUAAUUUUAAGUUUAUUGGGAGUGGUACCAUCAUUGCUACAGUCAGUGGGGGUGUUCAGGAUGAAACGGCAUCAGGAGGGAUGCUGACAGAAGUUUCACUCUGGAGUUAACAUUGAGGGGAAAUGGAGUGAAAUUAGCAGUGGCAUUAGGGACAAAUGAAAAAUUGGUCACAGGAUGGACUAGAGAGUUACUGCUGUUGUGUACAGAUUUGAGUUUCUGGUGGCAAACCCAACCAUCAGAUGUUUCCCUCUGUUGCAAACAGAUUCAGAAGUGCAGGGAAGAUCAUUGUCUUUACAAGAAAGAAAGGGGGGAAAUAAGGUAAGAAACAAUGGGGAAAAGGUAUACAGGCCUGGUCUGGUCAUCUUGGGAAAGCUGUCUCCUUUAUCUGUCAUCUGUUUCAAUUCCUGGAAACCUUUACUUUUAGGUCAUCAGUUGAUACACAGGUCCAGUCAGGGUUUGGUGCUUUCUUUAGAUGUGAUACAUGAUCUGAGAGUCUGUUUCCUGGAUCUUGGCAGUACGCGGACUGGUUAACAACAGUUGGUAAGGGCCCUUCCACCAAGGUUAGAGGGAUGUCUUUGAAGAUGUCUCUUCCAGGAGACGAAAUCUGUAGGUUGUAAGGGAUGAUGCUGAAGACCUUUGUCUCCCAGGAGCUGUGAAAAGAUUGUUCUACUAAGUCAUGGUUAUUUUCAACAGAAACAAUUAAGUCUUUAAAAUAUUCAAGUAUAUACUCUCUUAUUAGCUGUAGAUCAAAAGCAGCAGGAGCUAGCAGCAUUGAGAAUCCUCUGAUUAUCUCAAAGUGUGAGAGUUUAUGGGUUGCAAAAAGGGUAGAUAAACCUAAGAUUUAGAAGGACCAGUGGCAGUGACUUUGGCCAGGGUGUUUGAAGAGUCUCUACAAAUUUUGUCGAUACACUCUUAAUGGUGCCAUUCGUGUGUUCGACUGGCCCUGGGGAUUUUGGCUGGUAAGCACAGGGAAAGUGUUGUAGAACUGGCCAGACAGCACAGACUUGUCCAAGCACCUGGCUGGUGAAGUGGAUUCCCCAGUCACCAUGAAGUUAGAGGUGGGGUUCGCUGGGUAGGGAUAAUUUUUUUUUUAAUGGCUUUUUUCUUUUUUUUAAUUUUAUUUUUGGCUGUGUUGAGUCUUUGUUGCGUGCAGGCUAUUCUCUGGUUGGAGCGAGCGGGGGCUACUCUUCGUUGCGGUGUGCGCGCUUCUCAUUGCGGUGGCUUCUCCUGCUUCGGAGCACGGGCUCCAGGCACGCGGGCUUCAGUAGUUGUGGCACUUGGGCUCAGUAGUUGUGGCUCGCGGGCUCUAGAGCGCAGGCUCAGUAGUUGUGGCACACGGGCUUAGUUGCUCCGCGGCAUGUGGGAUCUUCCCAGACCAGGGCUUGAACCAUGUCCCCUGCAUUGGCAGGUGGAUUCUUAACCACUGCGCUACCAGGGAAGCCAGGGAUAAUCUUUUCUAAUAGAAUUUUAGCCACAGGAGAGGCAGUGGCCCAUCUAUGAGGGAAAGCUUCAGAUCAGUGAGAAAAUAUACAACCAUUGCCAAAACAUAUUUAUAUCCGUGAGAUGGGGGAAGCUGUAGGAAAUCCGUUGCCAAACCUCAAAUGGUCUAUUGGGUAAUUUAAAGUUGUGGGGUGGUGUGGAUAGGUUCCCCAGCAUUGUAUUUUGGAUGCGUGUGGUAAAUAAAGUGCUUUUAGUGGCUUUAUUAAUAUUUUCCCACCAGUACUGAUUCAUAAAGUUUAUCAUUUUAUCAGUAGAUCAGUGAUUCAACGCACAUACAGUACAGUUGACUCUUGAACAACACAGGGGUGAGGGCACUGAUCCCCCUGCACAGCUGAACAUCUGCGUAUAACUUUACAGUUGGCCCUCCGUAUCCGAGAUUCUGCAUCAGCCAACUGCAGAUCAUGUAGUACUGUAGUAUAUAUUUAUUGGAAAAAAUCCACAUAUAAGUGGACCCUUGCUGUUCAAUCCUGUGUGGUUCAAGGGUCAACUGUAGUCAGUAAUGGGAAUUUUAGAGUCUCUGGCAGGACUGGAUCGUCAUUCGGCCCAAACCAGAGCUCUUUCUUUUUAUCAAACCAACAGUAAUUAGACUUCCAAUAUUGUUUUUCCUUUUCUGUGGCCAGUUGUUGGGUAUCUCUAGUCAACUUGUCUAGAUUAUCAUUUGGGGGAACAUCUUUUUGGAGCAUGACAGAGGUUUGGUUAUUGGUUCCUGUGAGAGCAGCAUUUUUUUUUUAAAAAAAAUAAAUUUAUUUAUUUAUUUUUGGGUGUGUUGGGUCUUCGUUUCUGUGCGAGGGCCUUCUCUAGUUGCGGCGAGUGGGGGCCACUCUUCAUCGCGGUGCACAGGCCUCUCACUGUCGCGGCCUCUCUUGUUGCGGAGCACAGGCUCCAGACGCGCAGGCUCAGUAGUUGUGGCUCAUGGGUUUAGUUGCUCUGUGCCAUGUGGGAUCUUCCCAGACCAGGGCUCGAACCCAUGUCCCCUGCAUUGGCAGGCAGAUUCUCAACCACUGCGCCACAAGGGAAGCCCAGAGCAGCAUUUUUAGUGGAGAUAUCAGUGAAGUGGUUCUCUUUAGCUUCCAGGGCGUCAAGUUUAGAAUGCCCAGAACUUUAAUAAUAGCCAGAGUGGCUGGUAGAAAUAUGGCAUCUAAUAAAUCUUGAAUAUAUGGGCCAUUUUAGUUUUAUCCCCAUUAGACAUAAGGAAGACGUAAGGAAAUCUCUCUGCUUCCAUAACAUUCCAAGGUUAUGAGCUACUCCAAAAGUGUUUCUACUGUCUGUAUGAAUAUUUGCAAUUUUGCCCAUGGCUGAACUAUAGGCUUGAGUAAGAGCGUAUCAUUCAGCCUGUUGUGCUGAGGUAGCCAAAGGCAAAGGUGCUGCCUUGAUAACUUCCAAAGAAGUUGCAGUUGCAUAUCCAGCACAGUAUUCACCAUUUUCAUCUUUUAAAUAAGAACCAUCAGUAAACCAUGAAGAAUCAACAUUUGUUAAAGGGGUUUCUUGAAAGCUGUAAUAGGGAGUCAAGAGAUGGUCUGUCAGAGUUAGUCAUGAGGAGUUUAGUCUAUAGAGGAGGGAAGAAGGGUGGCAAGGUUAGGGAUAUUACAGUGAACAAGAGUGAUAUGGGGUGCAGUCAACAGGAGCAUUUCAUAGGGAGUAAGACAUGUUGCUGAAAGAUGUUGGAUAUGGUUGGAAUUCAGAAGGGCUUUCAAUAGCAUGAGGAACAAAGAUGGUCAGAGAGGAACCCAUGAGUAUUUCUUGGUUGGCCUUUACUAAAAGGGCAGUGGCAGGAAUGACUCAGAGGCAAGGGGGUAUCCUUAGGCCACAGGGUCCAGCUGCUGACUGUGAUACCCUAUUGGUGAUGGUGAUCUCUGUGUUUCUAAAUAAGCACCCUGAGGGCAUUUUCUUCCUUUUCAUAGACCUAGAGGAAAAGGGGGAGUUGAUAAUUAGUGUCCAAGGGCAGAGAGAUUCAUUAAGCUUUCCUUUAGGAUUUUAAAACCUAGAUCAUCCUGAUCUUCCCAAAUAAUGGGAUCAGGCUUAGUGUUUUUCAACAAGAUGUAUAUAGGGGCUGAACCAUGAGAGAAAAAUAUGAAACCCUGUUACGAUAAUAGCCAGCUAACCCAAGAAAGCCUCGUAAUUGGCAUUUAGUUUGGGGCUUUAGGAAAUUCAGGAUGCCGUGGAGCCUUUCAGGAUCUAUGUAUAGUCCUUGUUCUGAAAUCAGAUGUCCUAAAAAGCAGACUUGAGUUUGAACAAACUGUAGCUUCUCCUUAGAGACCCUAUGUCUCUUUGAGGCUAAAAGCUUUAGCAGAUGGAUGCUGUCUUCCCGUGAGGAGGCCUGGGAAGGGGAGCAGAGAAGCAAAUCAUCUAAUAUUGUAAUAGUUUAGAACCUCUAGGAGAUUUUACAUCGUCUAAAUAAGCUUUUAGGGUUUGUGAGAAACAAGAAGGACUUUUGCUUAAACCCUGGGGCAUUACUGUUCAGAUGUAUUGUUGUCCUUCCCAAGUAAAGGCAAAGAGAUAUUGAUGGGCCUUAUCCACAGGGUUGCUAAAGAAGGCACUACACAAAGCAAUCACGGUGAGAAGCUUACUUUCAGUAGGGAUGGGAGCUGAUAAGGUAUGAGGGUUGGGAACAGCAAGGUGAAGAGGGAUAACAAUAUUGUUUACAGUAUGGAGGUCUUGGACAAAUCUGUCUGCAGCCAUUGGGUUUCCUGGUAGGUGAAAUAAGGAUAUUGCAGGGACUGAUACAAGGGAUUAUAACCCCCUGGGCUUUAUAAUCCUCUGUGAUUGGUCUGAUUCCCUGUAAGCACUCUUUAUUUGUAGGGUAUUGAUUAAUUCUGGGGAAAGGCUUUGAGGGAACAAUUUGGGUGUUUUUUUUUUUGGCCAUCACUUUAUUUUUUAAUUAAGUUAUAGUUGAUUUACAACGUUGUAUACGUUUUAGGUGUAUAACAUAGUGAUUCACAAUUUUUAAAGGUUAUAUGCCAUUUAUAGUUAUUAUAAAAUACUGGCUAUAUUCCCCAUGUUGUACAAUAUAUCCUUGUAGCUUAUUUUAUACCUAGUACUUUUUGUGGGUGUGGGUUAGCCAGUUUGCUAAAUUAACCACGUCUAUUAAGCACAUAGUUUCCCAUCUUAUUCUAAUUCUCUUUGCCAAAAGAGAGAGGUCUCAGUUUAGCUCAUUAGUGAACAUAGAGUUAAAGGCCACCCAUGUGGAUUCGACAUCCAUGGGGAGACCAGAAUUUUCCUUAAAAAUAAUCUGGAGUAGACUAUAAUAAUCAUGCAUGGGUUCAUUUUUUUUUAAAUUUUUAUUGGAGUAUAGUUUCUUUACAAUGUUGUGUUAGUUUCUACUGUACAGCAAAAUGAAUCAGCCAUACAUAUACAUAUAUGCCCUCCCUUUUGGACUUCCUUCCCAUUCAGGUCAGCACAGUGUAUUAAGUAGAUUCCCUGUGCUAUACAGUAUGUUCUCAUUAGUUAUCUAUUUUAUGCAUAGUAUCAAUUGUGUGUAUGUGUCAAUCCCAAUCUCCCAGUUCCUCCCACCCCCCUCUUUUUCCCCUUGGUAUCCAAACAUUUGUUCUGUACGUCUGUGUCUCUAUUUCUGCUUUGCAAGUAGGAUCAUCUAUACCACUUUUCUAGAUUCCACACAUACGCAUUAAUAUACAAUAUUUGUUUUUCACUUUCUGACUUCACUCUGUAUAACAAUCUCUAAAUCCAUCCACAUCUCUACAAAUGACCCAAUUUGUUCCUUUUUAUGGCUGAGUAAUAUUCCAUUGUAUAUAUAUACCACAUCUCCUUUAUCCUUUCCUCUGUUGUUGUUGUUUUUUUUAAUUUAUAUUUUUAGCUGUGUUGGGUCUUCAUUGCUGCACGUGGACUUUCUCUAGUUGUGGCGAGUGGGGACUACUCUUCGUCGUGGUGCGCGGGCUUCUCAUUGCGGUGGCUUCUCUUGUUGCGGAGCACAGGCUCUAGGUGCACAGGCUUCAGUAGUUGUAGUGCGCGGGCUCAGUACUUGUGGCUUUUGGGCUCUAUGCAUGCUUAGUAGUUGUGGCACAUGGGCUUAGCUGCUCCGCGGCAUGCGGGAUCUUCCUGGACCAGGGAUUGAACCCGUGUUCCCUGCCUUGGCAAGUGGAUCCUUAACCACUGUGCCACCGGGGAAGUCCCUCCAUUCCUCUGUUGAUGGACAUUUAGAGAUAAACCCACGCACCUAUGGUCACCUAAUCUCUGACAAAGGAGGGAAGAAUAUACAGUGGAGAAAAGACAACCUCUUCAAUAAAUGGUGCUGGGAAAACUGGACAGCUUCAUGUAAAAGAAUGACACUAGAACACUCAUAAUAUCAUACACAAAAAUAAGCUCAAAAUGGAUUAAAGAUCUGAAUAUAAGGCCAGACAUUAUAAAACUCUUAGGGGAAAACAUAGGCAGAACACUCUUUGACAUAAAUUGCAGCAAGAUCUUUUUUGACCCACCUCCUAGGGUAAUGAAAAUAAAAACAAACAAAUGGGACCUCAUUGGGUUUUUUAAUGCAGGCCUGAAUUUUGUUCCAAUCAGCAGCUUUCAGGAAAGCUCUGAGGAUUGCUAAGUGGAGUCCCUUAGCAAUUGCCUGAGCCUGGUCACAAAAUAAGGCAGGAGGUUAAUCUCCCACUUGUUAUUCUAGAGAUUUUUCAAGACGUGACCAAUCAGCAGUCUUCAUCCAUUGUUGGGUUCCACCUUUGCCGAAAAGCAUGUGGACUAGUUGAUAUUAAGUCUGAGAAACCAGGUUGAAAAGUCUGGACAAUUAUAUUAAAUUCCUCAGUGAAUUUAUGAGGAGCUUCAGUAACUUUAGGAAAACCUUUGACUAUGGUUUGUAGUUCAGUCUUAGUUCAGGGAACAUAGGAAAUUAGGAGCUUAGCAUUAGGAUCCUAGGAAGGUUUGAUUUUUAAAGGUGCAGGUUUUAAUGGGUUGAGGUGAGGAGGAAGUAGGGAGAGGUUCAGAGAACAAGGGAAGUUCAAUGAUAGGGUUGAAAUGAAAAAGAGGAGGGUACAAAGAGGAAAGAACAGGCACAGUAGGAAAAGGAGAAGUUAGCACAGGAAGUGAAAAGGGAGAAGAGGCCUCUGAUGCUUUUUUUACAUUCUUUUAAUUUUUUAUUUGCCUCAAUCAUAAGUAGUAUUCUGUAAAGAGGCAGCUUUAGAGUCCUGAUUGCACUUGGAAGCCUUGAGGUACCUUGUUUUUUUUUUUU